CCUAUUCCCUAUAUAGUGCACUACUUCAGACCAGAGCCCUAUGGAACCCUAUUCCCUAUAUAGUGCACUACUUCAGACCAGAGCCCUAUGGAACCCUAUUCCCUAUAUAGUGCACUACUUCAGACCAGAGCCCUAUGCCUCCCUAUUGACCCGGGGGCACUAUUAGGGAAUAGAGUGCCAUUUUGAGGUGUAUUCCCUUAUCCGUAAUAUCCCUACUCUGCUCAGAGACAUUUUUGGGAUUUACGAAUAUGGGAUUAUUUAAAAGAUAAAUCCAUUGCAAAAUUAUUUAACAGUCCAAUGCAGCUGUUUUUUUUUUAUUUAUUUCAAUAUCAAAUAAUAUCUGGGUAAUAAUUAAGUACCUUACUGGGAUUGUUGUCAAUUAAAAUGGUCACAAAGAAGGAACAAAUGCAUUGUUAGCAAAGGGCAAGGUUUUAGCUAGGGCUGUCUGGGAGUGGUCUGAGUGGGGAGGGGGGAAACAGAAAACUAGCUGUUAUUGGCAGAGAGGUUUGGAACUCUUUCUUAUUGGUUUAUUAACUAAUUUACUGCCUGGUGACCAUGGAAGGACAAAACUCAAUCUCAACAGAAGAGGUUUACAUUUCAGCCGGUCUUUUCAAACCGCUCUUACCAUUUAAAGAGCACUAUCAUCAUUUCACAGUAUUAUUCCAACCUCAUAGUGUGGAAAUGUAGAUAAAACACAGGAAAUUACGUUUUUGACUGGGCCUUUAUUCUUUUAAUAUUUUUGACAUAUUACAUUUUGGUUAAAUUAUUUGUAAUUAUUUCAGAUGUUAUCUAAUUUAUGACGUUGGGCUGUAAGAGAGCGAGGGAUGUCGUUGUUACUCAGUGCCUGUGUUUUUUGGCACAUUUUCUACUAGCCCAGUCUGAAAAUUAGGGUCAUUUAACUUCCUUCCCUGAGCUUCCAUUUUAGCUGUGGGACUGAAUACUGUGUAACCUACUUGCUAAAUCAAACAUUUGUACUAUGGGUCUAUUGAUAUUUCAGCCUAUAAUGUUACCAUAGAGAAUCACACUAAUAUUUUCUAACUAAUUUAUGUAGAUUGAAAGAAAAAAUAUAUAAUCUUUAUCACUGACAAAUUAAUAAUUUUAUUAAGAAAAUACAAAUUGCAUAAUUUUUGGGGGAAAUAUUGAAACCUUUAAUAUAUGACUUAUAGAGAUGCCUAUUGCUUUAUAGCAUUGUGAAGGAUUUUUCACCAGUUAGAUUGUUUUGGACUAUGAAAUUACGCUAAAAUGAAUUUAGAAAAUAUCCAUAUGAUUGUACUCUAAAUAGUCUGGUUGUGACUGAAAUCACAUUCUAUUGUAAAUGAAAUGAUCAAACGUCAAGGUUUUGUGGCGAGGAAAAAAAAAAUCUAUAUUAUGCAAAAAAGCCUGAGGUACAUAUCUCAUCCUACAGCUGUUAUACGGCCAGCCUAUAGCGAGCCAAGGCUCCUAUAGACCAGGGGUAUUCAACUCUUACCCUUUGGUAAGGUACAUAUCUCAUCCUACAGCUGUUAUACGGCCAGCCUAUAGCGAGCCAAGGCUCCUAUAGACCAGGGGUAUUCAACUCUUACCCUUUGGUAAGGUACAUAUCUCAUCCUACAGCUGUUAUACGGCCAGCCUAUAGCGAGCCAAGGCUCCUAUAGACCAGGGGUAUUCAACUCUUACCCUUUGGUAAGGUACAUAUCUCAUCCUACAGCUGUUAUACGGCCAGCCUAUAGCGAGCCAAGGCUCCUAUAGACCAGGGGUAUUCAACUCUUACCCUUUGGUAAGGUACAUAUCUCAUCCUACAGCUGUUAUACGGCCAGCCUAUAGCGAGCCAAGGCUCCUAUAGACCAGGGGUAUUCAACUCUUACCCUUUGACGUCCAGAGCCCUGCUGGUUUUCUGUUCUACCGGAUAAUUGUACACACCUCGUGUCCCAGGUCUAAAUCAGUCCCUGAUUUUUAGAGGGGAACAAUGGAAAAAGGCAGUGGAUCUGGCUUGGAGGUCCUGAGUUGAGUUUGAGGGUUGUAGGAGUUAUGCACGAUGCUCCCAUUCAUACUGUCUACAUGUUAUCUGAUUGUUCUAUACAGUGAACAAUGUAUUCUUCUGCUAUCUGCCUUAAUUUGCUGACUUUUAUAAAUCCUCCUGAUAGGGGUUUCUAUGGGUUGAGAACACCUGAUGGGGUUUUCUAUGGGUUGAGAACACUUGAUGGGGGUUUCUAUGGGUUGAGAACACCUGAUGGGGGUUUCUAUGGGUUGAGAACACCUGAUGGGGGUUUCUAUGGGUUGAGAACACCUGAUGGGGGUUUCUAUGGGUUGAGAUCACCUGAUGGGGUUUUCUAUGGGUUGAGAUCACCUGAUGGGGUUUUCUAUGGGUUGAGAUCACCUGAUGGGGUUUUCUAUGGGUUGAGAUCACCUGAUGGGGUUUUCUAUGGGUUGAGAACACCUGAUGGGGUUUUCUAUGGGUUGGGAUCACCUGAUGGGGUUUUCUAUGGGUUGGGAUCACCUGAUGGGGUUUUCUAUGGGUUGAGAACACCUGAUGGGGUUUUCUAUGGGUUGAGAACACCUGAUGGGGUUUUCUAUGGGUUUAGAUCACCUGAUGGGGUUUUCUAUGGGUUGAGAUCACCUGAUGGGGUUUUCUAUGGGUUGAGAUCACCUGAUGGGGGUUUCUAUGGGUUGGGAUCACCUGAUGGGGUUUUCUAUGGGUUGAGAACACCUGAUGGGGUUUUCUAUGGGUUGAGAACACCUGAUGGGGUUUUCUAUGGGUUUAGAUCACCUGAUGGGGUUUUCUAUGGGUUGAGAACACCUGAUGGGGUUUUCUAUGGGUUGGGAUCACCUGAUGGGGUUUUCUAUGGGUUGAGAACACCUGAUGGGGUUUUCUAUGGGUUGAGAACACCUGAUGGGGUUUUCUAUGGGUUGAGAACACCUGAUGGGGGUUUCUAUGGGUUGAGAUCACCUGAUGGGGGUUUCUAUGGGUUGAGAUCACCUGAUGGGGGUUUCUAUGGGUUGAGAUCACCUGAUGGGGGUUUCUAUGGGUUGAGAACACCUGAUGGGGGUUUCUAUGGGUUGAGAUCACCUGAUGGGGUUUUCUAUGGGUUGAGAACACCUGAUGGGGUUUUCUAUGGGUUGAGAACACCUGAUGGGGGUUUCUAUGGGUUGAGAUCACCUGAUGGGGGUUUCUAUGGGUUGAGAUCACCUGAUGGGGGUUUCUAUGGGUUGAGAUCACCUGAUGGGGUUUUCUAUGGGUUGAGAACACCUGAUGGGGUUUUCUAUGGGUUGGGAUCACCUGAUGGGGUUUUCUAUGGGUUGAGAACACCUGAUGGGGGUUUCUAUGGGUUGAGAACACCUGAUGGGGUUUUCUAUGGGUUGAGAUCACCUGAUGGGGUUUUCUAUGGGUUGAGAACACCUGAUGGGGUUUUCUAUGGGUUGAGAUCACCUGAUGGGGUUUUCUAUGGGUUGAGAACACCUGAUAGGGUUUUAUAUUCCCACCAAUAGGACAUCUGAGCCUCUCUGGUGUAAAUGCACCAUUGUCAAUGAAGACAUGGCAACAAUGGGUAAUUGUUAACGUAAACUACCAUGUUUUUUUUUAAUUACAAUAUGUGUGUUUUGUUGUACAUAUUUUCUGCUUGAAUGGUACUGCAGAGCAAACCAAACUGCUUUAUUGUUUUCUCAUUGUCAUUCUUUAACUGACCGUUAAAGUCCUUUUUGACAGUUUGUCCCUUCAAAAUAAAAAUAAACAUUUUAUUUCUUAAA
Molecule: messenger RNA, 3723 nt
Organism: Salmo salar (Atlantic salmon)
Lineage: Eukaryota; Metazoa; Chordata; Actinopteri; Salmoniformes; Salmonidae
Source: RefSeq, a predicted model, not a curated record